Molecule: messenger RNA, 1729 nt
Organism: Diatraea saccharalis (sugarcane borer)
Lineage: Eukaryota; Metazoa; Arthropoda; Insecta; Lepidoptera; Crambidae
Source: the annotation of a GenBank genome assembly
AAGUCUGUGGUAAUAGUAACUGGUCAACAAUGGAUUAUUUGUUACGAAACACGAAAUGAGUUUACGACUCAAAAAACUUUUGCUAGAUAAGGUCCGAGCCUGUUACACUAAUAAAACACCUGUACUUAAUAAUUUAUAUAUUUCAUAUAAACAUGAUGAAAAUAAGUUUCUUAUCAAAUUGUUCCAAGAAAUUGAGCAACAGGGAAAUGAAACAAGAUAUGGCAAAACGGAAAGUAAACUAGAAACUUUAGAAGUAAAUGUAGAUAAAGAUACUUUUAUUAAGAAUGUCCUGUUUAAAACGUCACCUGAACUUACCUUUGAAGCGAAACCAAAACAUAUAGUUAUUGAUUUCAGUUCUCCAAAUAUAGCAAAGCCUUUUCAUGCUGGCCACCUAAGAUCAACUAUUAUUGGCAACUUCAUAGCUAAUAUCAAUAAAUAUUUCAAUAAUAAAGUUACAAAAAUCAAUUAUUUAGGUGACUGGGGAACACAGUUUGGUAUUCUCCAAUAUGGAUUACAAAUGAAGAAUAUUGAUCUUGAUGAAUUACAAAGUGAUGCUAUUAAGAAUUUAUAUAAUAUCUAUGUAUAUGCAAAUAAAUUAUCAACAGUUGAUGCAAGUGUACUAGAGCAAGCCAGAAAAUACUUUGCAGAUAUAGAAAUGGGUAAUGCAGAUUUAGGGAAUUGGAGAAAAAUUAGAGGUAUAACUGUAAAGGAACUAGAAAAUGUUUACAGUAGAUUAGGAAUACAAUUUGAUGAUUAUCAUUGGGAGUCUGAUUAUAAUGGAGGUGUCAUAAAAAAAUUGAUGAAUACAUUAGAAGAGCAAAACAUUAUCAAAACUGAUGACACAGGCAAAAAAAUUGCAAGAGUUAAAGAUAGAGAUGUUACAGUGCUGAAAAGUGAUAAUUCUACUUUGUAUCUGUCCCGUGAUAUAGCAGCUUUAUUAGACAGGUAUGACAGAUAUAAAUUCGAUAAAAUGCUUUAUGUGGUUGAUAAUGCACAAACAGAUCAUUUUACUGCUCUGUUUGAUAUCAUGAAGAGAAUCAAUAAAAACUGUGUGGAAGGAUGUGAGCAUAUAAAAUUUGGGAGAAUCAAAGGCAUGAGCACUCGCACUGGAAAUGUUGUUUUUUUGAAUGAUAUAUUAGAUGAAGCCAAAAAGAAAAUGCAUGAGCAACAACAACAGUCUAAAAAUACAAGAGCCUCAGCAAUGAAUGAUAAAACAUGUGAAAUAUUGGGAACCACUGCAGUAAUCAUUAAUGAUUUAAAACAAAGAAGACAGAAAGAUUAUGUAUUUGAAUGGGAUAAAGCCUUACAAAGUGAGGGUGAUAGUGGAAUUAAAUUACAAUACUUACACUGUAGACUUUGGAGUUUAGAAAAUAACUGUGGUUUAACAUUACCUGAUGUUUGUGAACCAAAUAUUUUGACAGAAGAAAUUGUAGGUGUUGUUGUAGCAGAGUUAGCUAAAUUUGAAAAUGUUUUGAGCCGAGCUCUGAAUGAAAAUGAAGCUUGUAUUUUAGUGAGCUACCUUUUCCGAUUAGCUAGACAUGUGAAUAGAAUGUUUAAUGAGUUGAAAUUAAAAAAUGUGGACCGUGAUUUGGCUACCCAGAGAUUGUUAGUGUUCCAUUCAGCACGACUAGUGGUUAAAACAGGUCUUGAAGUAUUAGGUGUGCAACCUUUAUAUGAAAUGUGAUAUAACUGGAAAUAAAAUAAACUUGAAAAUAAUAGAUAUUUCUUU